Messenger RNA from Cuculus canorus (common cuckoo), 3313 nucleotides. It is a transcript of the gene SKOR1, whose product is annotated as SKI family transcriptional corepressor 1. The record is from RefSeq and is a predicted model, not a curated record. Gene Ontology annotation, cellular component: transcription regulator complex; nucleus. The transcript is spliced from 9 exons. Gene Ontology annotation, molecular function: SMAD binding; DNA-binding transcription factor activity, RNA polymerase II-specific; RNA polymerase II cis-regulatory region sequence-specific DNA binding. The coding region runs from base 384 to 2927 and encodes 847 amino acids. NCBI's taxonomy places the organism in Eukaryota, Metazoa, Chordata, Aves, Cuculiformes, Cuculidae. Gene Ontology annotation, biological process: negative regulation of BMP signaling pathway; negative regulation of transcription by RNA polymerase II.
UUGACUGGAGCGCAUCGGUGAUUGACGGGCGCGGGGUCCCGGAGGCAGUUAAUGUAAAUAUGCUGGUGCUAAGUGGGUGUGUCUUCCCGUUAUUUUAGCUGUCACCGGAUCAAUGUGCAGCGUCUCCAAGUACGGAUCCGGAUCCUCCCUCGGUGGCGCGGUUGGUCACUCGCUCUUGUUGCAUCUCGCCGGGGCGGGCGGCGGCCCCGAGGCGGCGGUGAAGGGCGCGCCGCUGCCCGCCCGCUGCCCGCGGGGAAGGGGUCGGUAAGGGGGACGGGGCCCCCUCCUCCCGAUGGCGGCCCCGGCAUUGGGCUCCGGCCCCUAACCCCGAGGAGAGCCUGCACGUCCAGCCGGGCUCCGCGGAGCGGGGCGUUUUGGGGGGAAUGGAGGCGAUCGCCAGUCAGAUGGGAAAUGGGAGAGAUGCAAGCUCCUCCCCAAAUUCAAAGCAAGAGCUGCAGCCGUACCAGGGCUCCAAUACCCUCAAGCCCAACCAAGUGGGUGAGACCUCUCUGUACGGCGUGCCCAUCGUGUCCCUGGUCAUCGACGGGCAGGAGCGGCUGUGCCUGGCGCAGAUCUCCAACACGCUGCUCAAGAACUACAGCUACAAUGAGAUCCACAACCGGCGGGUGGCUCUGGGCAUCACCUGCGUGCAGUGCACGCCGGUGCAGCUGGAGAUCCUGCGGCGGGCCGGGGCCAUGCCCAUCUCCUCCCGCCGCUGCGGCAUGAUCACCAAGCGGGAGGCGGAGCGGCUCUGCAAGUCCUUCCUGGGCGAGCACAAGCCGCCCAAGCUGCCCGAGAACUUCGCCUUCGACGUGGUGCACGAGUGCGCCUGGGGCUCGCGGGGCAGCUUCAUCCCCGCCCGCUACAACAGCUCCCGAGCCAAGUGCAUCAAGUGCAGCUACUGCAGCAUGUACUUCUCCCCCAACAAGUUCAUCUUCCACUCCCACCGCACCCCGGACUCCAAGUACACCCAGCCCGACGCCGCCAACUUCAACUCGUGGCGCCGCCACCUCAAGCUCAGCGACAAAACGGCCACGGAGGAGCUGUCGCACGCCUGGGAGGAUGUCAAGGCCAUGUUCAACGGCGGCACCCGCAAGAGGACCUUCUCCCUGCAAGGCGCCGCCGCCGCCGGCCCCGGGGCCGGCUCCCCGGCCGCCAAAUCGGCGCUGCACCCGCCGCCGCCCGCCGGCCCCGAGCUGCCCCCGGUGCACAAGAGCCUGCGGUGCGGCGGGCAGGAGCCGGCGGGCGAUCGCGGGGCGCUGGGGCUGCCGGGGGCUCCCGGCGGGGCGGCGGGGCCGCACGGCGGGGCGGGCGCGGGGCGCAGCUACCCGGUCAUCCCGGUCCCCAGCAAGGGCUUCGGGAUGCUGCAAAAACUGCCGCCCCCGCUCUUCCCCCACCCUUACGGCUUCCCCGCCGCCGCUUUCGGACUGUGCCCCAAAAAGCAAGAGGACGCGUUGGGCGGCGCGGGGGGCGGCGAGGCGGGCAAGGGCGGCGCCCUGCCCCCCGGGAUGUUCUGGGGACCCCCGCAUCCUCAUCCUCACCAACCCGCCCAGCCGCCCCACCAGCCCGGAGCCGCCAAGGACGCGGGGGUUUACCCCUCUUUCCCCGUUUUCUGGCCGGCCGCGGGCAGCCUCCCCGUGCCGCCCUACCCGGCGCAGAGCCAGGCGAAAGCGGCGGCCACUGCCGUCGUGGUGGCGGCGGCGGCGGCGGCAGCGGCGGCGGCGGCCGAACCGCCCGGGUUACCGAGCCGCCACGGCGAGCUGGAAGGCUCGGAGCCGUCGGGGAGCGGGAGGAGCAGCGCUACUCCGCAGGAGGGAGCCGGGGCCGAGGGCGAGCGCUGCCCCAGCGCGCUGUCGCGGGCGGCGGGCGAGGAGGAGCGCUCCGGGGACGAGGCGCUGCUCGCCCCGCUGCCCCUGCCCAGGAAGGGCAGCUACCUCUCCGCUUUCCGCCCGGUGGUGAAGGAUGCCGAGAGCAUCGCCAAGCUCUACGGCACCCGGGAGGCGUUCGGCGGCGCCCGCGGCCCCGGGUACCUCUCCCCGGACUUCCUCAGCGAGGGCAGCUCCAGCUACCGCUCGCUCUCCCCCGGGGGAGACACGGCCGAGGAGCCCGAGGUCGACGUGGAGUCCAACCGCUUCCCGGAGGACGAGGAGGAGGAAGACGCCGCCCCCGCCGCCCCUCCCGACGGCCGUGAGCCGCCGCCGCCCCGGCUGCUGCCCGGCCCCGAGGAGCCCCCGCCGCCCGCCGAGGGGCACGAGGAGAAGGCGGGCGAGCAGGCGGCGGAGGAGGGCGAGCAGCAGCCCGACGGCAGCCCCGAGCGGAGCAGCAGCGCCUACGAGGUGUACGCGGCGGAGAGGGGGGAGCACCUGCAGCCGCUGAAGCCCGCCGCCUCCCUGGGCGCCCCGGCAGCCUUUCUCUGCACCCCCGAAGCGAAGGAGCAAGAUAAAGAAGACAAUCACUCCGCGGCAGAGGAUUUAGAGACCAGAAAAUCCUAUCAGGACCAAAGGAAUGUCUCGCAUCCCAGCCCUGUAAAUACCGACAGAGGAGAGGACGGGCUGGGCAUGGAUGUAGCCGGGACGCAGCUGGUUGAGAAGGACAUCGAAAACCUGGCCCGAGACGAGUUGCAAAAACUGGUCCUGGAGCAAAUGGAGCUAAGGAAAAAGCUGGAGAGGGACUUCCAGAGUCUGAAAGAUAACUUCCAGGACCAGAUGAAGCGGGAGCUGGCGUACCGGGAGGAGAUGGUGCAGCAGCUGCAGAUCGUCCGAGAUACGCUGUGCAACGAGCUGGACCAGGAGAGGAAAGCUCGCUACGCCAUCCAGCAGAAGUUAAAAGAAGCCCACGACGCGCUGCAUCACUUCUCGUGCAAGAUGCUGACCCCGCGGCACUGCACGGGGAACUGCUCCUUCAAACCGCCUCUGCUGCCCCAGUGAGCCCCCCCGGACCCCCUCUUCUCCCGAAGCCAUGCGGGCAGAGCCCACACAAGCCAUUUCCACGAGGAGACACUUGUACAUAGAGGACUCGGAGCCCGGCGAUCCAGUGGGGAGAGGCCCCGGGGAGCCGGAGGGGGAGCCGGGCCCCCCCCUAUUCCUGAGGACCCCCGGGCCCCCCAGCUCCGCCUCUCCCCCCCUGCCCCCCCCCCUCUGUGUCCCCGCUUCUUUAUCCCUUGUCCAGACUGGAAACAAAAGUGGCUAUGUGCAAUGGAUAUAAAUGUACUGUGAUUCUCUUGGUACAGUAUUCGUUGGAUUUUUAUUUAUUUAUGAUGUAUAUUUAUUCCCUACCCAAACACCCGGGCCCCUUCCUCUCUCAACACCGCCCC